Molecule: messenger RNA, 741 nt
Organism: Seminavis robusta
Lineage: Eukaryota; Bacillariophyta; Bacillariophyceae; Naviculales; Naviculaceae
Source: the annotation of a GenBank genome assembly
AUGCUACCAUCAAGCUCUUCUUUAUCUCCCGAGAUGCAAAGCCGCAUGGAAUCCAUCUUGCUGAGCCGAGCCAACCAAACUUGCGCUGAUUGCCCCGCCUCGAAUCCUGAAUGGGUAUCCUUCAUCCACGAACGCAGCAGGCGAACGUUGGGUGUGCUUUGCUGCUCGCAAUGUGCACAGCAUCACCAUUUUGAACUUGGGGAUAAGCGAUGCCAUAUCAAGUACCUCAAGAUGACUCACGAAUGGGCUAUCGUUGAUAUUCAGACUCUCGAGAACACGGGCAACGCAUUUGUGAACGCUACCUACGAAGCCAACUUGACAAGCUUUGACAAGACUUUUGUACAUCCUAGCGAAGAGGUGGAAUGCACGCGACGUGCCAAAUUCAUCAAGAACAAGUACAAGAAACGCAAGUUUCGAAAAGCCGAAAGUUUUGACAGUGCUACGCAACGAAUGGCCCAUGCUCAUAGUCCUAUUCGAAGACGAGCCACGGCUCCUGGCAGGGAAGUUGCUGAGAUGCUCUCACUCUCGGAGGUUGAGGAAGACACAUCCCUAAAGAGAACCAACACAAGCGGACACUUGAGCCUCCGUGCCGCUGUCAAUGGCAAACGCCUGGCAGUGGUCCAUUCACCCAAACGAGACAUGAGGAAUCGACGUCUGAGCAAGAUCACUGCCAGUGGAAUGAUCAUGAUUGCGCUGCCUUCAGACACAAGAGGAAGACAGAGCUACAACCAAGCAGCGUAA